AGGUUACUUCCUGAUCUAUUAAAGACUUGAAGUCAACCCAUAAAUUAAAACUAUUUUGGAUAUUUUGACAAUUCGAUGUGGAUUUGUAUUUUUAAUCGCAAUUUCGACGAAGCGAUCGAUGAGAAGGAUAAUUAGGGUGGUUUAGGGCAAUUACAGCUAGCUAGCAAUUUGAAGCUGCUGCAAGCAGAAGCAUGCCAACGGAGAAGAAGAAGCCGCGCUCCGAGAGAGACGACGGAGCGGUCGCCGUUCUCCCCCCGGAAUGCAUCGCCCACGUGCUCUCCUUCACAACGCCACGGGAUGUCUGCCGGGCCUCCUUGGUGGACAAGACCUUCCUCGCCACCGCGGAAACGGACGCGCUGUGGGAGCGCUUCCUGCCGUCCGAUCGCGUGGAGAUCCUGUCGCGAGCCGUUGAUCCCGUCGAGUACGCCUCCAACAAGGAGCUCUACUUCCGCCUCUGCAACCCGAUCCUCGUCGACCAAGCCAAAAUGAGCUUCCAAUUGGAAAAAGCAACGGGGAAGAAGUGGUACAUGAUAUCUGCCGAGAAGAUGCAGGUGACGUGGGGGGACACCCCGCAGUAUUGGAGAUGGGUUUCUCUAAAAGAAUCGAGAUUUGCUCAAGUGGUAGAACUUUUGGCUGUUUGUUGGCUACAUAUUUGUGGUUGGAUCGACAGUAGACUCUUGUCUAACAACACUGCAUACGUUGUCUACCUCGUCUUUAAAUUAACUCCCGAUGCAUUUGGCCUUGAUUCAGCUUCCCAACUUGCCUCUGUGAAACUAGGGGCCUAUGCAUCAGAAAUGCAUGUCUCUUUAAUGCUAGACGAUGACGACGAUGAAGGAGAUGACAACCAAGGCAUGGAAGAGACAGAGAACACAAAAAACAUAAGGUUGAGAGAGGAUGGAUGGCUACAAGUCGAGUUGGGCGAAUUCUAUAACAAUGAAGGGGAUGAAGGGGAAAUGGAGGCUACAUUGUGGGAGACCCAAGAACUACAUUGGAAACAAGGCCUUAUCAUCCACGGCCUUGAGAUCCGACCAAAGAAGGGAGAAUAAAGUAUGUAUGCGGUUAUAGUAACUCAUUAUUAGUGUAGUUUUACAUCAUUAUAUGUGCACUUUUAUAUAUGUUGCUAUAGUGGUUUAGUUACGUUCUAAACUUGUUCAGUAACAAAAUUCUAGACCUAAUUUGUUCUAAAACCUUCAGAGAUUUCAUGAUAAUUAAGGUUUUGUUUGCUUAA
Messenger RNA from Zingiber officinale, 1228 nucleotides. RefSeq names its product putative F-box protein PP2-B12. Gene Ontology annotation, molecular function: protein binding. NCBI's taxonomy places the organism in Eukaryota, Viridiplantae, Streptophyta, Magnoliopsida, Zingiberales, Zingiberaceae. The record is from RefSeq and is a predicted model, not a curated record. The transcript is spliced from 3 exons. The coding region runs from base 192 to 1046 and encodes 284 amino acids.